UAAAAAAUUGCAAUCAUUUUUCUAAUUGGUCUUCUAGUUAUUUUGUUUCUCUCUCUAAUUUUCCCUCUACCUUUGAACACUCGAUGUAUCUAGCUAGUCGCCGGCUUUUUACCGGAUCAACGCCGUCAACGGCGGCGGCUGCGACGGCGCUGCGUUCAACAUGGCUGAGAUUUUACUCGUCUUCGUUUCGUGAAGAGCGUGACACUUUUGGGCCUAUCAAUGUUCCCUCUGAUAAAUUGUGGGGUGCUCAAACUCAGAGAUCACUACAGAACUUUGAAAUUGGUGGGGACCGUGAACGUAUGCCUGAGCCUAUUGUUCGAGCAUUUGGAAUCUUAAAGAAAUGCGCUGCCAAGGUGAAUAUGCAAUAUGGCCUUGAUCCAACAAUAGGAAAUGCAAUAAUGCAAGCUGCCCAGGAAGUGGCUGAGGGAAAAUUAAAUGAUCAUUUCCCUCUUGUAGUGUGGCAAACUGGCAGUGGCACACAAAGCAACAUGAAUGCCAAUGAGGUUAUUGCGAACAGGGCAGCUGAAAUCCUUGGACAUACACGUGGUGGGAAAUUUGUGCAUCCUAAUGACCAUGUAAAUAGGUCACAGUCCUCUAAUGACACUUUCCCAACUGUGAUGCACAUUGCAGCAGCUAUGGAAAUAAAUUCGCGAUUUGUGCCAAACUUGAAGAAUUUACAUUCUUCACUUCAUGCUAAAUCUGUUGAAUUUAAAGAUAUAAUUAAGAUUGGGCGUACUCAUACUCAAGAUGCAACACCUUUGACUCUUGGCCAAGAGUUCAGUGGCUAUUCUACACAAGUCAAGUAUGGAAUCGAUAGAGUUCUACGCACUCUGCCUCAUAUGUAUCAGCUUGCACAAGGAGGCACUGCUGUAGGGACUGGAUUAAACACAAAGAAAGGGUUUGAUGUUAAGAUUGCUGAAGCUGUUGCUGAAGAGACCAACUUACCGUUUGUUACUGCUGAAAACAAAUUUGAAGCAUUGGCUGCCCAUGAUGCUUUUGUUGAAACAAGUGGUGCUCUCAACACUGUUGCUGCUUCUCUAAUGAAGAUCGCUAAUGAUAUACGAUUUCUAGGAAGCGGUCCACGAUGUGGUCUUGGUGAAUUAAUUCUUCCAGAAAAUGAACCAGGGAGCAGUAUUAUGCCUGGGAAGGUUAAUCCUACACAGUGUGAGGCUAUAACUAUGGUCUGUGCUCAGGUAAUGGGAAACCACGUAGCAGUAACUGUUGGAGGCUCAAAUGGUCACUUUGAGCUAAAUGUUUUCAAGCCCCUCAUUGCAAACGCUCUUCUACAUUCAGUGAGAUUGCUGGCGGAUGCAUCUGCUUCUUUUGAGAAGAAUUGUGUUAGGGGAAUUCAAGCCAAUACGGAGAGAAUUUCUAAGUUGCUAAAUGAGUCGCUUAUGCUUGUGACAGCUUUGAACCCUAAAAUUGGUUAUGACAAUGCUGCUGCAGUUGCCAAAAAAGCACACAAAGAGGGAACUACAUUAAAGGAUGCUGCGUUGAAGCUUGGAGUUCUUACAGAGGAAGAGUUUUACCAGCAUGUCGUGCCUGAGAAAAUGAUUGGUCCCUCUGACUAGUGCUGAAGAAAUUUUUUAGCUUGAAGCAUACUGUUGACUGAAGCCGAGUAUUUUUACCCAAUUUUGUCGGUUGAUCCCAAUUAUAAAGUUGGAUUUGGGAAUAAUAAUCCAACAACAAUGCAACGCAAGCAAGCAUAUUGUGGCUUUCUUAUUGAGUGGUCUGGGGUUUUGCUGGUUUGUUAGAGCAGGCACAAUGUUGGAUAGUCAUUUAACAAGGAGAAAGGCCCCUUAUUGUUUGAUUAAAGUAAUAAUGAAAUUGCAAUCCAUCAUUUAUCUUCCAAUAUCAUUUGGAUUCUGAUCUA
Messenger RNA from Chenopodium quinoa (quinoa), 1873 nucleotides. RefSeq names its product fumarate hydratase 1, mitochondrial-like. Gene Ontology annotation, cellular component: tricarboxylic acid cycle heteromeric enzyme complex; mitochondrion. Gene Ontology annotation, molecular function: fumarate hydratase activity. The record is from RefSeq and is a predicted model, not a curated record. Bases 84 to 1571 code for a protein of 495 amino acids. Gene Ontology annotation, biological process: fumarate metabolic process; tricarboxylic acid cycle; malate metabolic process. The transcript is spliced from 17 exons. Lineage: Eukaryota; Viridiplantae; Streptophyta; Magnoliopsida; Caryophyllales; Amaranthaceae.